Messenger RNA from Eremomyces bilateralis CBS 781.70, 2715 nucleotides. RefSeq names its product FAD/NAD(P)-binding domain-containing protein. The transcript has a single exon. NCBI's taxonomy places the organism in Eukaryota, Fungi, Ascomycota, Dothideomycetes, Eremomycetales, Eremomycetaceae. The record is from RefSeq and is a predicted model, not a curated record. Bases 138 to 2576 code for a protein of 812 amino acids.
CUUCGUUCGAGGUGCUCAUCGCUGAGUCAGCAUCGUGAACCUCCAGUAUCGGGUACUUCGUCUUGACUUCGUACUACUUCGGUUUCUAUGCCACUGGCAGGCAACUGAAAUCUAUCAGUGACUACACAAGAUACGCCAUGACAACACUCCCAGCGUCCGUAGCUAUUGUUGGAGCCGGACCCGGCGGCCUCACCGCUGCGAAAGCCCUCCUCUCCCUUCCCAACCAUGCAUUUCGAGUCACCAUCUUCGAGCGGCAGAGUCGCGUCGGCGGCAUGUGGGCUUUAUCACGGACGAGUAGCCUGAGCGAGGGCAAAGUGAGCAAGGAGAUGAUGACGAAUUUAAGCCGCUUUACCGACGCGUUUUCCGACUUGGCCUGGGAAAAUGUCGAGUUGGAUUCCGAUCAGACGAACGGUAAGCGGACCGGCCAGAAGGUCGAGCCUCCGAUGUUUCCAAGAGCUUGGCAGGUAGGACGGUAUUUGCAGGAGUACGCAAGGCGGUAUGUCCCGGAGGAGGUGGUGAAGUUAAACUGCGAAGUAGUCAACGCCGACCGCGUUGAUGAAGCGGGCUCGAUGAAGUGGAGGGUCAGGUGGCAGCAUCCGCAUACAGAUCCUAUCACCGAGGAUUCAGUCACGGUGGACGAAUCCUGCGGGCUAUUCGAUUACCUGAUCAUCUCUUCGGGAUUCUUUGACAAACCCAGACCUUUACUACUCAAGGACCACUUUCCAGCCAGUGGAUACGACGCCAGUGUUGGGGACGUGAAGAUAAUCCAUAGCACGGCUUUCCGCAGCCUGGAAAGCAUCCUACCCAAUGGAGUACCAUCCUCUGGAAAAAUCGUGGUUAUAGGAGGGGGCAUGUCUGGGGCUGAAGCUGCUGCAAAUGCCGCCUUUUUCCUCUCAGAUGCUGCAUACUCAUCUCCAACCACCUCCUCCAAAGCAGAGCUAAGGGAGUCGUUGGGCUCUCGUAAUGGUAUUCAAAUCCACCAUGUGGCCAGUAGGCCGUUCUACAACAUGCCUAGAUAUCUCUCGGUCCCCCGACCGUCCUCUGAGAAGGCUUCAGAACAGGCCUUCCCAUCCUUCUUACCAGUUGACCUCGUCUUCUAUGAUCUAUCACGCCGACCUGGCAACACUAUAUCUGCGAAUACGGGUCGAGUGCCGCCAGAGACGACGAAGUCCACGCACCGGUUCUUGCGGAGCUUCGUGGGCGAUCAAUCCGAUCUGAGCCAGGCUCUUGUCGCAACUGAAGAAGAACUCGGGAAAGCAAGUUACGUUGCAAUUUCGGAUACAUACGCUGAGUUCGUUCGGAGUGGGUUAAUCGUUCCUUUGAGAGGGACGGUGACCCGCUUGGAAGAACAGAACAUCGAGGAUACGCGCACUAGCCUGUCCGCGUCGAUCGUGGAUGCCAAUGGCACCAAGCCCCUAAAUGACGUGGUGGCAGUCAUUCACGCUACUGGGUUCCGUUGUCAUUCAGCUCUGACAUGGCUCGAUCCGGCUGUCCUAGCGGACCUCGAGUACAGCAAAGACUCCGAACGCCUUCCCCUCUUCCUGCAAGACCACGCCGUGUACAAUGACGUGGUUCCGAAUCUCGGCUUUGUAGGGUUUUACGAAGGUCCUUUUUGGGGCGUCAUGGAGAUGCAAGCAAGGCUUCUCGCGGACCGUUUCCUGGCCUUGCAACAGGAGAAGGCGCCAAAGCCAGGCAUGCUUGACCGGGCUGAGGAGCAUGCCAAGUUUGAGGAGCUCAGAGCUUCGAUUCACAAACAAGACAGGAAUGUGCCGCAAUUUUGGCAAGGGGAUUAUGUUGGUAUCGUGGAGGAUUAUGCCCAGUUCAUGGGAAUCGAAAGAGAAGACGAGGGUUUCGGUCUGAAUGGAGAUCCAAGUCCAUCUGUGCCAGCACGAUUUACUACCAAAACUCCGACCACAGCAUCGGACACCCAAGUCACACUUCAAAGUCUUCAUAACAUCCUCGAUAGAGACCUAGGCUCACCUGGCUCGUCCAGCCGGUUCCUCUCCUGCGCACUUUUCCGCGCUUUACAAGGCGACUGGCUGAUCCACCGCACUGUGACUUCCGCUUUACCUACCUUUCCUUCCGGCCUCCUUGAAGGCACCGCAACAUUCUACCCUCGCUCACCCUCUUCGGCCGGCUAUGCCGCUGAAUAUUUCUACGAAGAGAAGGGCACGUUACUUAUGACCAACGGCUACGAAGUCCAAGCAUCUCGACAGUACGCCUACCGCCUCAGCGACGGAGUGGGCCACCGCACCGAUGUCGCCUAUGGGGAGCUGGGCCCGGAAGCGGAACGCGGUAGCAGAGACGGUAUUACGGCGUGGUUCGUCAAAGAGGACCGCAGUGUGGAUUACCUGUUCCAUCGCGUGCGUUUGGAUGGUGCUCAGAAAGAUUCACAGGCGUUCUGCAACGCAACAGGAUCCCAUCUCUGCGUGAAGGAUACCUAUGAGACCGAAUACAAGUUCGAGUUCGAUGGGGUGAACGUGAAGCGGUUCAACAUCAAGUAUCACGUCAGCGGGCCGAGUAAAGAUUAUACCCACGACACUUGGUUUCAGCGGGCGCAAAAGGAGGGAGCCUGAUUUCGUCCGGGCUAUGUUUUGCGCUUUCGUUGAGACCGCUCAAUCCGCCGGAAGAUGAAGGACCGCUCAUCAAGACGUAAUUCGCAGCGAGCCGGAAAUGACGACAUUUAUGAAUUGGUCCAUAAUGAAGAGGUGUAUU